AUGUUUUUGUGAGUUUCAGAGGGUUGCUCGGGUAUAGGAUUGAGGGCACUACUAUUUUACCAUAAUUAUUUAUUCCUCAAACCUUUUGCAAACUAUUACCCAUUUGUUGCAUACCAUAAAUAGUAAUCUUCCUUGAAACUUGGACUCCUAGUUGCAUGAACCUCUCUAUCCAAAUACAAGUUAUCCAAGAGCUUCAGCCAUUCUCUAUCUCUCAAUUACCUUUAUAAAACAACCCUCCAUCACCAUAUAUCACUAAUAAUUGUCUUUCUGCAAAACCAUGGUUUGUUUGCCAUGGCUUCCCCAUCAUCUCCCCUUCAUUCAGCAGCAAUUUUAUGCAUAUAUUUUGUGCUACCCGCUUUUGCAGAGCUUCAGAGGUUCCAACAUCAACCAAAACAUGAUGGAUCCCUCAACUUUCUAGUCAUUGGAGAUUGGGGUAGAAAAGGGCAUUAUAAUCAAUCCCUUGUAGCCACACAGAUGGGAAAGAUGGGAGACAAACUUGAUUUAGAUUUUGUUGUAUCAACUGGAGACAAUUUCUACAAUAGUGGGUUAAAAGGUGUAAAUGAUCCAUUAUUUCUGCAGUCAUUUUCCAACAUUUACACUGCUAAGAGCCUUAGGAAGCAAUGGUACUCUGUUUUGGGAAACCAUGACUAUAGGGGUAAUGCACUGGCACAGUUAAGUCCACUCUUGAGGAAGAUUGACAGGAGAUGGUUUUGCCAGAGAUCAUUCAUUCUUAAUGCAGGAGUUGCUGAAUUUUUCUUCAUAGACACAACCCCGUUUAUGAGAAAAUAUUUCAACAAUUCGAAUCGUCACUAUGAUUGGCGAGGCGUGCUUCCGAGGCAAAAAUACCUCAAAACCCUUCUGAAGGAUCUUGAGGAAGAAUUGAGGAAAUCAACUGCAAGAUGGAAAAUCGCUGUGGGUCACCAUGCAAUAAGAAGUAUUGGCCAUCACGGUGAUAGUCCAGAACUUGUAAAGCACCUUGUCCCAGUACUUAAGGCCAACAAUGUUGACAUGUACAUAAAUGGGCAUGACCAUUGCCUCCAACAUAUAAGCAGCACAGAUAGCCCACUUCUAUAUUUAACGAGUGGAGCGGGAUCAAAGGCAUGGAGAGGUGAUGUUAAAGAAACCCACUUUGAUGUGAAUUUUUUUUAUGAUGGUCAAGGUUUCAUGUCUGUUCAAAUGACUGAAAAUGACACAAAUUUUGCUUUCUACAAUGUCUUUGGUGAGAAGAUACACCAUUGGAAAGUGACUAAGUCCACGAUGCAUCCUUCUAUAUGAAGUAUCUUUAGUUGAUGUACAAGAAAAUGUGUACGAAAUUUUAUGUAGCCUUAUUUGUACAUAACAUCUAUCUAGUUUACCUCUUUCA
Molecule: messenger RNA, 1363 nt
Organism: Glycine soja
Lineage: Eukaryota; Viridiplantae; Streptophyta; Magnoliopsida; Fabales; Fabaceae
Product: purple acid phosphatase 17-like
Exons: 7
Coding region: 292-1275 (327 amino acids)
Molecular function (GO): ferric iron binding; acid phosphatase activity; ferrous iron binding
Source: RefSeq, a predicted model, not a curated record